AUGAAAGAAAAAAGAAAAAGAAUGAUGUCAAAUGAAGGAGUUCUAGCAGUAGUUACUGAUUAAAUUCUUAGGGAAAAUAAACCCAAACUUAGAAAAUUAACUAAAAAAUAGAUUUAGCAAUUGAAAGAAAAUAAAUAAAAUCAAUCAGAAUCAUCAAUAGAGAUUAUUGAAAAGAAAAGUCCUUUGAAAUGCUAAAAGAAGAUUAAAGUUACUUAGGAGGCUUUGUAAAGAUUUCUAAAGAGGACAUUCAUAAUUAUUAGUGAUGAUGAGGCUGAAAACAACGAGAUUAGUAAUAAGAAAAGCCAAGGUUAAUAAUAAUUGUAAAGUUACUCAAGUUCAAGAUCAUCAUCAUUUUUAUCAUCUUCAUCUAGUAGUAGUAAUUUAUAAUAAUAUGAAAAAAGAGAGAAACAAAUUCAAUAGUUUUAAAAUUAUGAUCGAUGA
Molecule: messenger RNA, 441 nt
Organism: Paramecium tetraurelia
Lineage: Eukaryota; Ciliophora; Oligohymenophorea; Peniculida; Parameciidae
Exons: 2
Source: RefSeq, a predicted model, not a curated record